Molecule: messenger RNA, 5089 nt
Organism: Chara braunii
Lineage: Eukaryota; Viridiplantae; Streptophyta; Charophyceae; Charales; Characeae
Source: the annotation of a GenBank genome assembly
CGGCUCGAUUGAUCCGUCGGGCGAAGUGUGAAACGUUCCUCAGGCGGGGCGUGAAACGUUUCUCAGGCGGGGCCUAGCCUGUGGACUGGCGGAGGGAGCCCCACUGUGUGGGGGCAAAGACGAAACUUGGGAGGCGGUCAGUAGCUUCUCGUAGCCUGGUUUGGGAAACGCUGUUCCUUUUCGGACCGAUGGAAGUGAAUGCCUGGACGGCUGGCUCCAAUGGCCCUACCGAGAUGUGCGGGGUGAUUCCCAAGAUUAACGGUGGGUACACGAGCGGCAAGUCGGGAUGGGAUAUUCUGGGCAAGAAGGUGAGGGCGACCCCCCACUGGAGUCUCGGUACCGAUCUCGUGACGGUUGAGCUGUGCUUGAGGCUAGUUAAAGAAAUGGCGACGGAGGAAGGGAUUGAUGACCAGCAGAGUGGAGGAAAUCAGGGCACGAAUGGGGAUGGGGAACGAAAUGAGGGAUCAACUAGGGAUCGAGAGUCAGCCAAACUAGAAGGAACCCGAGAAGACGGAAAGGACGCCUCAAUUGGAGAAAGCUCGGGGAAAGCUGGGGGUAGCAAAAGGGGACCUCAGGAAAACAGGGAAGGGGGAAACGAUAUGAGAACAAGUCCUCGGAACUCAGCAGGAGCCACCCCUAAAAAGACGAAAGUUUUGGAUACCCGUCGUAAACUGGCAGAGAUAGAAAAGCGGACUGCAGAAUUGAAGGCAAGACUUAUCGAGCAGAUGAUGGCCGGGGAUGAGGAGGACCCCCAGGACGCAGGGUCACGUGAAGGGCGUAGGAUCGGCCAGGACGACGCCAGGUACGAAGGAAAGCAUAAUAGUCACAAGGGAACGCCUAACAAGAAGGGGAAGGACAAGGAUGACCCCCCAGCGGAAGGGACGGAAAACGCUAUGACCCUGCCCGCCAUUGACAGCGGCACUAGCCGACUGCCCGUCACGCCGAAAGUAACGGGGGCGUGUGAUGGACUCUGGAGCCUUAGGGAAAGGGUGCUAGGGUGGUUCGACCCGGAAGGAACACCGAAAACCGGGGAGAAGCRGAGGGAAAGCAAGGAGGGAGAAGGGACUAGUGCAGUUGGGGAAGGGGGUAGCUCCGAAGGUGGGCUCAAAAAGAUAGUCACCACCCUCACCCGGGCACUGAACAAAAACCAUGGGUACCUCGCAGAUGCAAAGAAGAAACUCACGUUCGACGGGGCAAACAUUACGGAGUUUUUGAUAGACUAUGAGAACCUAGCAGCCUUACUGAAAUGGACGGAAGAGGAAAAGAUGGAGCACCUAGGGCAGCACGUGUCGCUAAGCUUGGGGAGGGACAUUAUGGCCAUCGUAGCGUCCAGUGGAUCCUGGAAAGAAACCAAAAAUGAGAUGAUGAGGAAAUACCUGAAGGCAGAAAAAAUGGCAACAGAGGCCGAAUUAACCGUAGUUCAGAGGAAAAACUAUGCGACUUACAACGAUUUCCUAAGGGCAUUUACGGUAGUGGCGCUGCGAAUUCCCGGAGUAACGGAUCGCAUAAUGAGUAAAUACUUCCUCAGGCAGUUCUCCAAGUUUGAUAAGGAUAAAAUUUUGUCAGCAUACCAGCAGACCAGUAAGUUAGAGUACACGAGAGAUGUGGACUUCAACACCGUAACAGACCUUGCGAAAAAGACAGUGGUCACCGAGACACUAGCCCUACUUAAGGAAGGGGAGGUCAUAGAUCUGACCGGGAAAACAAGAGAUAAGGUUAAGAAAGGGAUAGAAUGCCUGCACGAGCGAGUGCAUGGGGUUGACAGCAAGAUGGAAAGAAUGGAAAAUGCGUUGUUAGUAAUGCAAGCGCAAGUGUCCAGAACCGCCCUCCCGCCCCAAGAGGCCGUGGUUCCGGCAGCUGUAGCAAACCGGGGAUUUGGUAGGAUGGACCCGGCUAACGAACAAUGCAAGUAUUGCACCAUGAUCGGGCAUUUCGUACGGGCCUGUCCGAGACUCAAUCACGAUAUCGAGCGGCAGAGGUGUAGUAGGUACCACAAAGUGGAGGUGGACCCGGCAACGCUUGCCAAGUUUGAGGAUGAGGUUCGAAAAGGCUACUGCCUGAAUGGGAAGAUAGUUAGCAUUCAGCCCCGUAUCAUGGAAAUAGCAAGUGUGCGAAAAUACAAACCCGUAGGAAAGAAGGCCAAGCCAGUCUCGAUCCUAGUAGAAACAUCAAAGGAAGAGGCCAUGGAAAAAGAGGAGGAGAUCCUACGGGUUAUAAGGGAGAGACGUGCAACGGAAGGUCAUCGCAUACCAGAUGAUGUAGCAAACACCAUGAAAAUAGGAGUGGAAGGAUUCCUMACACCGGAAGAGACUCAGUUGAUAAGAAAGGCGUGCCAGGAGUUCCAUUUAGCUUUCGCUUUCAAUGAUCAUCAGAAAGGGCGAUUGGAUGAAAAGCUAGUUCCCCCUGUCAGGAUCCACACCGUACAGCACGAGUGUUGGAAUGAUAAAGGGUCCGCAUAUGAGUUUGGGAUAGCAGCGGAGGUCAACGACCUGCUUAGAGCCAAGAUAGAUUCCUUCGUGGCUGAACCCACCGCAUCCCCCUACACGAACAAGUGGUUCGUGUUCAGGAAGCCCAAUAAGACGCUCAGGUGGAUCCARGACUUGCAGAAGCUAAAUGCGGUAACAAUUAAGGAUGCAGACUCGCUUCCACAUGCCGACUUAUUGGCAGAAUCUCAUGCAGGGCGGAGCAUUUACUCCCUGGUAGACUUAUACUCAGGAUAUGAUCRGUUGCCGCUCGAYGCGAGGGAUAAACCGUACACCGCAAUGGACACCCCCGUAGGACAGCUGCAGAUGSAAGUGACCCCUAUGGGCUUCACAAAUGCGAUAGCAGAAGCGCAGAGGAGGAUGCUCGCCGUUGCAGGAGAUAUGUUUUCGGAAAAGUGUGAACCUUAUAUAGAUGAUAAUCUUGUAAAAGGUGCAAGAUACAAGGACGAGGCGGAAGUCCAACCRKGUGUACGGAAGUKUGUUUGGGAUCACUUGCAGGAUAUUAAGGACCUGCUCCAGCGAUUCCUAGUUUACAAUAUUACUAGAAGCGGACCCAAGAGCAUCCUGGCUGUCCCGGAGAGAAGUGAGGAGGGCAAGGAAAAGCCAAUCAGAUUUGAAAGUAGGACUCUGAAUUCGGCAGAACGGCGGUACUCAYAGUUCAAAAAGGAGGUCUUAGCGAUUCUGCAUUCUCUUAAGACCUUCCAGGCAUACCUGUUCGGAAGGCGAUUUAUCCUAAGGAUCGAUCCCACCAACGUUGUCGGGGCCCUAAAGAACUACAAGCCUAUAGAUCCGACCGUUGGCAGAUGGAUAGGCUUCACAUGGCAAUUCGACUAUAAGGUCGAGCGGAUYGCAGGGCUCCGAAAUAGGGYAGAUGGGCUGAGCAGGGUAUGUAUCACGCCAGAAGGAGUAGAGGACGAGGAACCAAUUGACRCCUUCCUGGAAUACGAASGAGGGACCCUUGUUGUGGAUAAUGAGAUGGCAGACCCAGCGAUUACAACAGGUCAGUUGCUGAUUCAGACCUUGGAAAAAGGCGCACCUGCAGUAGUUGCAGAACUCGGGGAAGGACCAGUCACCACGGUCAGGCGUAAAGAGGAGAAGGACUCGUGGGGAGCAGAAGUAGGGGCCAGGGGAGAGCUGAUGGCGAUGGCCGUGGAAGGGGGACGGGACGCCGUAAUGAUGUUGGCCGAAACCUGGGCGGAGAAGAAGUGUCAGUACCUAGUCAACCUCACUCGGGAGGAGCAGGGUACGGAUCAGAACGAACAGGAAUUCUUCCUCAUACAGAUGUAUGAGGGCGUCUUCAAAGAAAUCGGUUUGAUGCUUGUAGGGAACAAACAACCCACGGAAGUCAGUCCCAAGGCAAGAGACGAAGUCGAAAAGUACGUCCUAAGAAAUGGCCACCUGUUCAAGAAAGAGGAAGGGUUGAUGCCUAGACGCGUCGUUUGUGGGAGGUCUAGGCAGCUGGACGUAAUUCAGGCAAUGCAUGACGGGCUAGUUGGAGGUCACCGGUCGUCUAAGGGGACACUUGCGAAGAUCGUGCCCCUGUACUUUUGGUCAGGGAUGGCAGCCAUGGUCGCAACAUAUUGUCAAACGUGUCUGAUAUGUCAAGAAAGGAGCUCCGUACGAGUUUACGAGCCCCUUAGACCCACUCGGGUACUCGGACCCGGACACCUUGUUCACCUCGAUCUUGCGGUUAUGCCCGUAUCGACGGAUGGGUUUAGAUACAUCUUGGAUGCAAGGGAUAAUCUCAGUGGCUAUGUAGAGGCCAUAACCCUCAAAAAGAAGACGAGGAAAGCAGUGGCCGAUUGGGUGGAAGAUUUCUACCUAAGACACCCCUUCGUGCGCAGGUUUAUUGCAGACAAUGGGACAAAAUCCGUUAACCAGGAGGUAUUGAACAGGCUUAAGACACUGUCGGAAGAGGGACAGUCGUCAAGGCAAGCCGGAGAGUCAAGCUCCAGGAAAAGGAAGUUGUAUGUGGGGUUCGAUCACAACCUAGUUGUGAACAGGGGGGGCAGAAAGCAAGGGACCAGAGGACCAUCACCACUGAAGGAAGGGGAGCCAAUAAAGCUGCCUUCAGAUAGUGAUCCGAGUAGUAAGGAAGAGGGGAACCCAGAGGAAGGACAUCGGUCGGGAGAGAAUGAGCUCGUUGAGUUCAUUGACCUCACCAGCGACGAGGAGGAAGAUGAGGUAACAACGCCCACAAGGGAAGAACGGGGGAAAGGGGAGCAGCCGGGUGAGAAAAAGGACAAAUGGACAAAAGAAUUCGGACCUGAGUUCAGUAAUUGGUUUGAUCAAUGGGGCACUAUCUUGCGAUAUUAGUGGAUUGUGAAGGCAAGGGAAAAGUUGGGCAGGGGAGAGGAUCUAUCCCCAACAACCUUCUUCACAGAACGGACAUUCCUCCAGUUCCAAGGAAUAAGGAGGCAAAUGGAGCAGGAAAUGGAGGAUCGCGCAAGGAGGGAGGCAUAACACAUGCCACCUGGACGAUAAAGGCACAACAGCCGUAAGGAGGAACAUCUAGGAGUUGGGAGGGUUCGGUCCGUGGGCAGUCAGAGCUGCCAUUUUGGACUUCGCAUUUGAACUCUUUUUGUGAAUGAAUUUUCUAAGCUCGA